Molecule: messenger RNA, 717 nt
Organism: Aureococcus anophagefferens
Lineage: Eukaryota; Pelagophyceae; Pelagomonadales; Pelagomonadaceae
Exons: 1
Source: RefSeq, a predicted model, not a curated record
CACUACUGGGCCGGCGACAACGCCUGGUACCUCGGGCGCGUGCUCUCGCGCGCCGCCGCGCCGGAUCCGGCCGCCUUCCGCGCGCUCGAGACGCCGGCCGCGCGCAGGUUCGACGAGGCGACGCAGCUCCACGCCGUGCUCUACGACGACGGCGAGAUCCACGAGGUCGACAUGCUGAGCGGCCACGAGCUGCUCAUGAUCGCCUACGACUGCUACGUCGUCAAGCUCAGCGGCCACGCGGCGUGGCCGGCCAUGGAGUGGGUCUGCUGCGAGGCGCUGGAGCGCGCGGGCACGAUGAAGAUGUGGAACGGCAAGCCCGACUCGAAGAUGAUGAUCAUCUUCUUCGGCACGGAGGAGCAGGCCGUCGUGCCGCGGCCCGACGACAGCUCCGAGGCCGGCUCCGAGUGCGGCUGGGCCGCGCCGCCCGCGAAAAAAAAGGGCAAGAAGCGCGACCACCGGUCCGCGCCGUCCGUCGCGCGCUACGAGGUCGGCGGCGCGAACCACGCCGGCAUCCAGACCGUGCUGGGCACGCGCGGCAAGAAGGCGAACGAGCUCCUCGCGGCUCUGCGCGAGGCGGACUUCGAGGUCGCCGAGUACGAGAAGCAGCGCGCGCUCUGGCGCCGCGACCGGGCCCUGCCCGCCGACGUCAUGAUCCACCGCACGUCCGGCGAGGCCGGCGGCGCCGUCGACGUCGCCGCGGUCGCCGCGGCGCCGCAG